GCUCUUGAUGAUCUGGAAGGACUUGUGGUUCAACGCUUGUUUGAGAUGGAGAAGAUGAACAUCCGAGGAACAGGUUAUGCCAUGUGCACAUCAAUCACCAAGGCCAUGCAGGAGCAUAGCAGUGCCAUCUGCUUGGCCAUGGAGAAGUACAACAAAGCUGCACUCAUGCUUGACCCACCAAGGCCGAUAUUGACCUACCAGGAAGUGAUCAACAUGUCCUUCCUCUCUGAUUUUGCCUUGCUCUGCUACUUGCAGGAUGACAUCCGCAAGCAUUGA
Molecule: messenger RNA, 276 nt
Organism: Dacryopinax primogenitus
Lineage: Eukaryota; Fungi; Basidiomycota; Dacrymycetes; Dacrymycetales; Dacrymycetaceae
Exons: 2
Source: RefSeq, a predicted model, not a curated record